CGCUCAUCGCUAUUUGCAUGAACUACGUUGUACAGAGCAUUUGAGAGUUAAAACUGAAUCUCGCUUGAGAAGCGAAAGAAUAUACGGAGCGGGAGAGCGCGCGUGGAACCUCACCGAGAAGUGCACUCGUAUUAUCGCGCGCACUGAUAAGUUAAAGCGCGCCCUGAAAAUGGAGCUGCCCGCCGCGGGUGAGCACGUCUUCGCGGUGGAAAGCAUCGAAAAGAAACGCAUUAGAAAGGGAAGGUAUGAGUACUUGGUCAAGUGGAGAGGCUGGUCUCCAAAAUAUAACACGUGGGAGCCAGAGGAAAAUAUUCUGGACCCUAGACUUCUCGUCGCUUUCCAAAACAGGGAAAGACAAGAGCAACUUAUUGGUUAUCGUAAACGGGGGCCAAAACCAAAACAUCUUCUCUUGCAGGUACCAUCAUUUGCUCGAAGAUCCGGUGUUCUUUCCGACCUUCAGGAGGUAUCUCAGGGUGAUGAUUACCAACCCAAAGCAACUUCAGACCUGGUCCAAAGCCAGCAAUACCAGCUUAACAGCAAGAAGCAUCAUCCCUACCAGCCCAACUCAAAAGACAAGCAGGGAGAGGCUCGAAUAAAUGGAAAAAAGAAGCACUACUACCAGCUCAACAGCAAGAAACACCAUCACUAUCAGCCAAACCCUAAAAUGUAUGACUCUCUGUAUCAGAGGGUCAAGGAGACCAAAGUUCCUGAGUUGACUGACAAGGAAUGGAACUUAUCUCCAGCUCUAAAGCAGAAAUGGGUCAAAGAUAAGGAUUCUGGGUGCCUCAGUAAGGUGAGGAAUAUAACAAUGGGGUUGAAAAAGCUUCCUAAACUAAAUGGUGAAGCUGACUUAAUCAUGAACACAAACAGUGAUGCAAAGGAAGACAAAGCACCUCCUAAUGGAAUAAGCAGCAAACUGAAGAUUGUGAAGAACAAGAAUAAAAAUGGGCGCAUUGUCAUUGUCAUGAGCAAAUACAUGGAAAAAGGCACCCAUGCUGCUAAAAUUAAGGAAGGAACAGCAGAUUCUGAGGAAAAAAGGCAAGCACAGAAUUGUAAGCCCUGUGGAACAGAUGGGAGCACACAGAAAAUAAAGCACACAAAGAAGCAAAGUCUUGUGAAAGGGAUAAAAAAGGACAGUAAAGCUGAGACUGCCUGUUUUAGGCUUUCGAAUGGACUAUCAUCUUUUGGAGGGGACAAUCCUAAAAAAGCAUGCUCCAUAGUGUUUGAGCCAAACAAUUUAAAGAAGCCUGGUAACACUCGAGAUGAUUUAUCUCAUGAACAGCCCUUGCAACUGACAACCAAAACCAGUCUGACUACAGUGCCUUUUGAGAAGAGUGAUCAAAGAGGCAUCCAGUCUACUCAACAUGGUCCCAUAACCUUACCUCAAAAGCAUUGCUACACUGAGCCAGAAAGUGACAGUAGGGAGGCUAAGAGGUUCCUAAGUUCUCAGAGUAUAAGUCCUCCAAAUACUGACUUGUCUUACUCUUGCAAUGAUACCACACACUUCAAUGACCAUCAGCACUCUAGCAGACAUGACUUUGAAAUCCUGGACUCCAACCAAGAUGAACCGAUAGACCUCAGCUGUGUAAGGUCGAGAGAAGAGAGAAAAAUUCCUACACAUUCUCAGAUUGGAAACUCUAUACCGACUGUGAAAGAAGCAGUCUCUACGCCAGAGCAAGUAGAGAAAGAAAUGAAAAAAUCUGUUCAAAGCUUUACACCUUUUCUUGGGAAUAUAAUAAUCACAGAUGUCACAGCAAACUGCCUCACAGUGACAUUCAAGGAGUAUGUUACAGUUUAGGAAUAUGUGAUGGAUAUCAAGUCUGUAAAGACUACUGACUAUUUACUGUGAAAUUGUAAAAAUGUAAAGCAUGUCUAUUCAUCAAGUCCUUAAACUUGCCUGAAAUGUUUGAAACAAUCUAGUGUAAAGUUUUGAUAUAGUUUCAGAUUGCGUUUGAUUGAACUGAUCUGAAUUAAUUUUCAGAUUUACACAUUUAACUAUUCCAUGUUAGGGAUAGAAGAAAGAAACUAAACAGGCUUUCAUGUUAAUAGCUUGUAUCAAAUUAGCUUAAAGCUGUAUGCAGUGCUGUAUUUCAAAAGGCCUAAAUAUAAGAAGCACUUACUACAUGUGUAAUACUGAGAAACAUUUUCUACUGAUCUGUCUUUUAUAGACUUCGCUUUAAAAAUAAAAUGUGUUAUUUAGGGUUGUCUAAGCAUAUUAAAAGUUGUAUUUUAUGUUCUUGAGUAA
Carassius auratus (goldfish) is the source of this 2245-nucleotide messenger RNA. RefSeq names its product E3 SUMO-protein ligase CBX4. The transcript is spliced from 5 exons. Gene Ontology annotation, biological process: protein sumoylation; negative regulation of transcription by RNA polymerase II. NCBI's taxonomy places the organism in Eukaryota, Metazoa, Chordata, Actinopteri, Cypriniformes, Cyprinidae. Gene Ontology annotation, cellular component: PRC1 complex. The coding region runs from base 170 to 1798 and encodes 542 amino acids. Gene Ontology annotation, molecular function: SUMO ligase activity; SUMO binding. The record is from RefSeq and is a predicted model, not a curated record.